This is a messenger RNA of Macrobrachium nipponense, 3220 nucleotides long. RefSeq names its product neuropeptide SIFamide receptor-like. Gene Ontology annotation, molecular function: peptide binding; neuropeptide Y receptor activity. The record is from RefSeq and is a predicted model, not a curated record. NCBI's taxonomy places the organism in Eukaryota, Metazoa, Arthropoda, Malacostraca, Decapoda, Palaemonidae. Gene Ontology annotation, biological process: G protein-coupled receptor signaling pathway; cellular response to hormone stimulus. Gene Ontology annotation, cellular component: plasma membrane.
CUGGGCCAAUGCUCGUUGCGUAGAGCCAGUGGUGUUCCAUCCUUCACCAGGCAAUAGCUGCCUCGUCUGGCUGGAAGUCCCGCGAGAGACAGAGAGAACGGGUACAGACAGACUGACAGACGGGCGGGCGGACAUACAGACAGACAGACAGAGAGAGAGCGACAGAAUCAGAAAGGAAAAGACGAACAUUCCUGGGAGUUUCUCAUUCCUAACGGAAUUUUCCUCCUCCUUUUCCCCCUCCCCUCUUCUCUCCUCCCUUCCUCCCUCCCUCCCUCCCUUUCUUUUCCAGGCGAGUUCCAAUUCCAUUCUGAUUUCUUCUUCUUCUUCUUCUUCUCCUUGUCCUUCUUUCUGUUCUCCUUUCGCCACGGUGAUCAAAAGUUUUAGCGUCUCUGUCCCAGCGCCAAAUGGAUUCCGCGCCUUCUGUUUUACGACCUCGGUCGACUGCCCCGUCUCCCUCGGAAGUGUCUCAUGAAAGCUAGAACUUCUCCUCCUCCUCCUCCUCCUUCUUCUCCUUCUUCUUUCGACGGCACUGGAUCACAGCAACCGCUUUUAUUGCCCUCGAAUUCGCUGGCCCCCGCCCUCCCCUCCCUCUCUCUCUCUCUCUCUCUCUCUCUCUCUCUCAGCCUCGCCUUCCCGCCAAGAACGAGAAGAUUUCGAGGACCGGGCGGCUUCUCUUGACAUGGAUGCAUAAGCCUGAUUGAUUACGCCUUCGGAGGUUGAUUGGAAUCAGACGCUAUUUUUCUGAUUUUUUUUUAUUUAAAUCGCGCCUUCACCACGAAAAAAAAUAUCACGCACAAAAACACUAAAAAAUCAUUCGUCUCUUCAAAGUCUAAUUCAGCAGAGUCGUAGAACUAUAGAGUAAUUAGUAAUUAAAAUGUUAUAUCCACUUUGCCGCCAAGUGCUUUCCACAAAACUUCAAUCGUGUAUAGGUGAUGACGAAUACUGACCUGUAUCCGUGACCGGCUCGAUAAUAAGCCAAUGAUGAUGACCUUCUCGCCUUCAUGAAAUCGAUCCAUGAUGGUUGUAACGACAGAUUUACGAACCAGAACGGUAUAGGAACUGGGAUGAAAAGCCUUAUAUACAGACUGGAAGGGUAUUCCGCACAGGAGAACACAAGGAAGUAGAUUAUCCAUUCUGGUAAAAGAGGGAGACAAUCACAGAAGCAAUCGCAAUAAAGCAGAAAUAUGGAGGUAAGAGGAGAAAAGAGCAAAAAGGGGAAAAAGGGAGAAACACAGGGAGAAUUAAGAUAAAAGGCGGGGCAAAAUAUAUAAGGAAGAAAACGAAAAGAUACAACGAAGAUUAACACGAGAAACAGUACUGAUAAGAGUAAAAACACAAUCAAGAAGAGAAAGCCGCUGAAACAGCAGCAACAAUAGAAAUAAAUAACAACGGAAAAGAAAAUGGCAUAGAGAAGAUAUCAAAUAAGUAUGAAUGACUCCCAAACUUGAAGACGAAGAAGAAAGAAAAAGAGAGAGAGAAAGAGGAGAUUCUAAAGUUAUAACCGCGCGCCGCAGAUUUGCCCAACUUUGUCCGGAGAGGGAGAACUGUUGAAGUAGGAAUACCUGUUGCUAUCAAUCUUCGCAUGAUGAACCGGUCCGUGCGCCGAUGAACCCGAGACCAAGGUAGAAAAAAGGAAGAAAAAACCGAAAAAUUGGAAAAAAUAAUAGUUGAAAAAAUUUGGGAAAAAAAAUCGACGAAAACGAACCUUUCCGAGAUGCAUCUAAACGCCAACUCGUCCCACGAACCGGUGCCACCUCCGGAGUACGAGUCCUACGGCUACGACUACGAGUCCUUCAACUACUCGCUGUGCCUGAACGAGACCUUGAUGCUCGAGGAGUGCGGUCCAGUGCCCACCUUCAGGCACUCCCUGCCCAUCACGAUCCUCUACUGCGUCGCCUACGUCCUGGUCUCCGUCAUGGGGGUCAUCGGAAACAGCUUCGUGGUGGCCGUGGUCGUGAGGUCCCCGCGCAUGCGCUCCGUAACCAACGUGUUCAUCGCCAACCUCGCCGUCGCAGACUUGCUGGUCAAUAUCGUUGUUCUCCCGACGACCCUCAUCGGCAACACCUUAAAUGCGUGGGUCUUGGGCCUCUUCGUCUGCAAGGCAGUGAGCUACUUACAAGGGGUAAGCGUCUCAGCGUCUAUCAACACCUUGGUGGCCAUCACGCUCGACCGCGCCCUGGCCAUCUGCUACCCAAUGCGAUGCCAAAUCACGUCCAGGACCUGUCGGGUCAUCAUCGUCGUUAUCUGGGUAUUCUCUCUCACCAUCACGCUGCCCUGGGCCAUCGUCUUCAAGCUGGAGCCCAUCCCAGAGACGGAUUUGCAAGUGUGCACUGAAAAAUGGCCUGACGACCGGAGCGGCGACCUGUAUUUCGUAGUGGCUAACCUGGUCAUGUGCUAUUUGCUGCCACUGACGGCCAUUUCCAUAUGCUACGUUCUCAUCUGGCGAAAGGUCUGGCGACGAAAACUGCCCGGCGAGCGCCAGGACGAGGGCGUGGCACUGAUGAUCCACAGGUCAAAGAUCAAGGUUAUUAAGAUGUUAGUGGUGGUCGUCAUCCUCUUUGCACUGUCUUGGCUGCCGCUCUACGUUAUAUUUGCCAGACAUAAGUUGGGAGUGGUGCCCACAGAAACAGAGACGUCCAUAAUUCAUGUCUUGGCUCCCAUAGCCCAGUGGCUGGGAGCAUCCAACUCCUGCAUCAACCCCAUUCUUUAUGCGUACUUCAACAUGAAGUUUCGGUCUGGCUUCAAGGCCAUCCUGGUCUCCUCGUGCUGCUCGACUCUGCGUAUUGACAACCAUAACAAAAGCUUCGUGGGCCACAAGUCCGUGAACCUGGCCAGCGCAGAAUCCAAGGCUUCCUCGGAGUUCUCCGUCUAUUCCAGCUCAUCUGGAUCAGCCGAGACGAGCCGCAAAUCCAUCAUGGUGCAGAUCCCAAUGGACGGGAAGGGAAACGCCACGGGAAAGAAGAGAUCCAUGCUGCCCAGGAGACCAGGUAGCUCCGCGGUUCUGUAUAAACAGUGCAUCAUCAACAACUUCACGAACGGCACCCAAACCCCGGCACAACUCUACGGGAAUACAACCCUCGUUUGAUGGACCAAUCCACUCCUCUUUCCUCGAUGGGACCGAUGUGUUUUGGUGAUCGGAGGGGGAGCCAUUCGUUUGCAGAGGAAUUUAUGUUUAUGUAUAUAAUACGUACCUAUCUAUAAAUGUAUAUACAUAUAUAAA